UUGAUAUAAAACCCUUUUCUUGUCUCCAAAUCUUUCAGAAACUCUCAUAUCUGUUACAUGUCAAUGGCUUCUGCAAGUAAUAAUCAAGCUUCAUCUUCUUCUUCUUCAACUUUGCAUCCUACUAAAUGGGACGUCUUCUUAAGCUUCAGAGGAAAAGAUACACGAUACACAUUUACCGAUUAUCUAUACCAUUCCUUGCAGCGCAAUGGUAUUAAAACAUUUCGAGAUGCUCCUAAUAUCCGCAGCGGAGAAAUUAUUACAUCAGCAUUGUUCCAAGCUAUUCAAGAUUCCAAAAUUUACAUUGUUGUCUUGUCGCAAAAUUUUGCUUCUUCACAGUACUGUCUUGAUGAGCUCGUAGAGAUCCUCAGUUGUCGCGGAAAAUUGGAUAGAUUGCUUAUUCCGGUUUUUUACUGCAUCGAACCAUCGGUUGUCAAGUACCAAACCGGAAGUUAUGGUGAAGCUUUCAGAAAACAUGGAAAUUAUCAUGGUCCGGAUUUGUUGGAUAAGUGGCGUGCAACGUUAAGGAAGGUGGGGGAAUUUUCAGGAUACCAUGUCCGCGAAAAUACGUUUCAAGUUGAUGUUAUCAAUGAAAUUACUGAUAGGGUUUUACAAGAAAUUAAUACCAUGCCUUCGGCUCUGGAAGUAGCCCAAUAUCUUGGGAUGAAUUCUCCUGUUAAAGAUGAGGCAACAUUGUCGAGUAAUGUCACAGCAGGUGUGCACAACCAAAACAAUGGCCCCUUUAAGGGUUCUAUGCAAUCGUGA
This is a messenger RNA of Daucus carota subsp. sativus, 762 nucleotides long. RefSeq names its product toll/interleukin-1 receptor-like protein. NCBI's taxonomy places the organism in Eukaryota, Viridiplantae, Streptophyta, Magnoliopsida, Apiales, Apiaceae. The record is from RefSeq and is a predicted model, not a curated record. The transcript has 3 exons. Bases 58 to 762 code for a protein of 234 amino acids. Gene Ontology annotation, biological process: signal transduction.